GGCGUCAAAUUGAUAGAAUUUCUCUUCGAGCAGUUGGCGGAGAAGCAGAACUUCAAAAGUUCUUGCACAACUUAUCUGGACAACAAGCCGCGGAUUACCGCCUUUUCUUUGAAAAGGGCAAAUGGGGACGUUAUAAAGGCAGUUUUGGAUUCUGCGUCACGCGAAAAGUGCCUUGUCGGGAAGAGGACUUGGCAUUUCGUGUAUCGAGUGAUAAAACUGGCUGUCAAGGAUGCUCAAAAACAGACCCACCCGGCUAUGCUGGUUUCAAUAAAGAUUUAAUCGAAAACCAAGCUGAUGGUUGUUUAACGCGAAAGCUCACUUGUCAUCAACCAAAUUAUGUGGUCUAUCGUGCAACCAGUGGAACGGUGAGUCAAGCGGAUCCGAUUUUGGUGCUCGAUUGCAAUAAGGAUUCCAAAUGGGUGACCCGUGAGGAGAAGUGGCGCGUUGAAAGUGUCGAUUGUCACAAUUCAACUGAACCGAAAAAGCCAAAGUCCGUUUGUAAAUUGGAGAAGAUUACAGGACCGUGCAAG
Messenger RNA from Mesorhabditis belari, 530 nucleotides. The record is from the annotation of a GenBank genome assembly. NCBI's taxonomy places the organism in Eukaryota, Metazoa, Nematoda, Chromadorea, Rhabditida, Rhabditidae.